This is a messenger RNA of Mandrillus leucophaeus (drill), 1737 nucleotides long. Its product is annotated as FAS-associated factor 1. NCBI's taxonomy places the organism in Eukaryota, Metazoa, Chordata, Mammalia, Primates, Cercopithecidae. Bases 192 to 1562 code for a protein of 456 amino acids. The record is from RefSeq and is a predicted model, not a curated record. The transcript is spliced from 13 exons. Gene Ontology annotation, molecular function: NF-kappaB binding; ubiquitin binding. Gene Ontology annotation, cellular component: nucleus; endoplasmic reticulum.
AGUGUGUUCUCUUGCCUUUAGGAGCUGAAAAUAUGAUAACAUUGGGCCCGGACAUGCCUGUGUGGAGGUUAGGGUACUCCUGGGGUUUUUGCAGCUAGCUGUAAAGCAAGCUAGAACUUGUUCAUCUCUAAGUUCCUUGUUUUUCUUUCAACCCUUUCAGUGCCCUGCAGGAGUCAUUAAAUCAAAACUUCAUGCUGAUCAUCACCCACCGAGAAGUCCAGCGGGAGUACAACCUGAACUUCUCAGGAAGCAGUACUAUUCAAGAGGUAAAGAGAAAUGUGUAUGACCUUACAAGUAUACCCGUUCGCCACCAAUUGUGGGAGGGCUGGCCAACUUCUGCUACAGACGACUCAAUGUGUCUUGCUGAAUCAGGGCUCUCUUAUCCCUGCCAUCGACUUACAGUGGGAAGAAGAUCUUCACCUGCACAGACCCGGGAACAGUCAGAAGAACAAAGCACCGAUGUUCAUAUGGUUAGUGAUAGCGAUGGAGAUGACUUUGAAGAUGCUACAGAAUUUGGGGUGGAUGAUGGAGAAGUAUUUGGCAUGGCGUCAUCUGCCUUGAGAAAAUCUCCAAUGAUGCCAGAAAACGCAGAAAAUGAAGGAGAUGCCUUAUUACAAUUUACAGCAGAGUUUUCUUCAAGGNNNGGUGAUUGCCAUCCUGUAUUUUUUAUUGGCUCAUUAGAAGCUGCUUUUCAAGAGGCCUUCUAUGUGAAAGCCCGAGAUAGAAAGCUUCUUGCUAUCUACCUCCACCAUGAUGAAAGUGUAUUAACCAAUGUCUUCUGCUCACAAAUGCUUUGUGCUGAAUCCAUUGUUUCUUAUCUGAGUCAAAAUUUUAUAACCUGGGCUUGGGAUCUGACAAAGGACUCCAACAGAGCAAGAUUUCUGACUAUGUGCAAUAGACACUUUGGCAGUGUUGUGGCACAAACCAUUCGAACUCAAAAAACAGAUCAGUUUCCGCUUUUCCUGAUUAUUAUGGGAAAGCGAUCAUCUAAUGAAGUGUUGAAUGUGAUACAAGGGAACACAACAGUAGAUGAGUUAAUGAUGAGACUCAUGGCUGCAAUGGAGAUCUUCACAGCCCAACAACAGGAAGAUAUAAAGGACGAGGAUGAACGUGAAGCCAGAGAAAAUGUGAAGAGAGAGCAAGAUGAGGCCUAUCGCCUUUCACUUGAGGCUGACAGAGCAAAGAGGGAAGCUCAUGAGAGAGAGAUGGCAGAACAGUUUCGUUUGGAGCAGAUUCGCAAAGAACAAGAAGAGGAACGUGAGGCCAUCCGGCUGUCCUUAGAGCAAGCCCUGCCUCCUGAGCCAAAGGAAGAAAAUGCUGAGCCUGUGAGCAAACUGCGGAUCCGGACCCCCAGUGGCGAGUUCUUGGAGCGGCGUUUCCUGGCCAGCAGCAAGCUCCAGAUUGUCUUUGAUUUUGUAGCUUCCAAAGGAUUUCCAUGGGAUGAGUACAAGUUACUGAGCACCUUUCCUAGGAGAGAUGUAACUCAACUGGACCCAAAUAAAUCAUUAUUGGAGGUAAAGUUGUUCCCUCAAGAAACCCUUUUCCUUGAAGCAAAAGAGUAAACACGGCCCAGCGGUGGAACCAGCCAUUCCUUGACAAGCCAGCAGCCUGCGUCAGGAGAAGGGCUCCUCGCCAACCCACCCACACGCUCGUCUCACUCAAUUCAAUGUCACACUUCUGCCUCUUGCAAAAUUGCUGGAAAAAGUAAUAAUAAAUAUAGCUACUUAAGAUUUCCCA